Molecule: messenger RNA, 2499 nt
Organism: Penicillium antarcticum
Lineage: Eukaryota; Fungi; Ascomycota; Eurotiomycetes; Eurotiales; Aspergillaceae
Exons: 1
Coding region: 1-2499 (832 amino acids)
Source: RefSeq, a predicted model, not a curated record
AUGCGCCCGGCGCUUCUGCGACUGUUGAAGAGGCCGUCCGCCGUCUCGAUCCUUGAUACCCUCACAGCAACACCGAUCGGAAUUGAGCAAUUAGAGUCUAGGUACAGGUGUUUACGAUGCCAUUCACAAGGCACCAAGCCGACGCAACUCGACGAACCCGAUAACAAUCCGACACGAACUGAGCUUAAAGACUUGUGCCGAGGGAAACGGCCAUUCAGCUUUGCGAUCUACGAUAUUGAAUCUCUGGAUGAAGAGACAUCUGAUCCUGUACCUAUCGCAUUAAGGCAAUCACCAAAUAAAAUACCACGCCAUACCAAAACUCUAUCACUUCGUCCGGAAAAGCUUGAAUUCGAAUCAGACGUCGGACACCUCAACAGCAUUGGAACGCGAUUAGUGGACCACCCGGAAUCUCGACAUAAUUUUGAUCUAUGGGAGGAGCUUAUUCGAUACCGCCAACGCCACUACGGUGACAAUGGCACGUUACAAAUAUGGGAAGGGUUGACAGUCCGGUUGGACGGGGUUCGACUGCCAACUACAGGAGAACAGGCGGACUUCUUCUGGCAGAGCUUCGUGGAAUUAGGACUGAGACGGGAGCUGUACCUUGACAGUUUGAUUGAAUAUGCCGUCAAUCUGUGGAAGCGCGAAGGCGAUCGAUGGCCGCACCUGUAUAUGAGGGUUGUGGGUGGGCUUCUGGACCAAGGCAAACCGAAUCGUGCGCUUGAAUGCCACAAAAAGCUGCAAAAAACUCAUAUUGCUAGCGCAAGUGAUAUUAUGCAGAUUCUUCCAUCGGCAAUCCGUCUAUCGUCUCUUCCAGCUGGUAUGGACUUGGCAACUACGGAUUUACAGGAGUCCUUGACACCUGGACUGAAGGCCUUCCAAUCGAUAUGCUCAGCUACCCCCGAUCACAAAGUUUAUGGCCCGGCCAUUGCUAUGCUUAUACAGCAAGGCCAGGGAGAGGGCGCAAUCUCCAUGCAUCAUUUCCUCGCGCGGCGGCAAGACCAUCCGCAAAGUCUCGAUGAAAUACAACCACUGCUUGAAUUUGUGGAGAAAUUUGGACGACGAAAAGAGUUUAACAGGCUUCGUGGCUAUGUCAAAAAGCGGUUUGAUACUGAAGCAUCGAUUGAUCAACCCGGUCCAAUAGAUCCCAGCCCGAAACCCAACGAAAAAAGCACGAAGGAAGGGAAGCCUUUCAAAGAUGAAAUAGGCGCGAAGAUGUUUGCUACCCGUGCGCUCAAUUUCGACAUGGUUAUCGGUGGACUCAAGAUGCUCGGAGUAUCAGAAAUUGGCCCACGUACGCUGCGCGAGAUGGCUAUUAGAGCCCAUGGCAACCAAGAUAUUCUGGAGAAGCUCAAAACUCUCAAACAAUCUGGGAUCUCCGUGGGAGAUUCCAUGUUUGCGCGCUUGCUUCAGAAACUCGCAGCGCAAAACCGCGACAUUCUUCUUUCAGAUAUCCUUCGCAGCGACCAACACCCCGAUGUUCUCGAAGACGUGCGCAUGCAGGAGACAAUGUUAGUGUCUUACUACAUGGCUCGGGAUUGGCGACUAUAUAAUAUGACACUGGCAAUUUUGACGGAACUCCACCCCGGGGCGCCUGAUCUCUUCGACAUUCAUUUUCGAAAGCACAUCGCAGCUUGGGAGUUGCGUGCAGCAGCCAAGGUUACCGACGAGCUAGCCCUGAAUGGUCGGACUUUGAGUGAAGAUAGCGUGGACUUUAUGGCUGAGCAGGUUCUCACCCCACGCCGAAUGAACCACCGUCCGCCUCCGGGCCAGCGCCUCUCCGCGGUUGAGGAGGUCCUUUUCAUCUUCAAGAUUUUGAAGCGUGUGGUUCCAGCAGGAGGUUAUGUCAGUGCUGCAUUCUGGGUGGAGAUGCUCAAGCGACUCGGCAUGGCAAACGCAUGGGCAGACUGGGAUAAACUCCGGGAUUGCUGCCAGUGGCUCGUUUGCCAAUAUGCCGGGACCACCAAACAGACACCUCGGGCAAAAGUCCCGUCCACUGGAUCCCCGCUUGACCCUACGCAACAGGCCAAUGCUCAUGAUCGACGAAUGCUCGAUCUGGUCUUCACACCCCAGAUGCAAGCUGCUAUUGUGUCCUGGGGAUUCACGUUUCGGGUACUUGACACAACACAGUCACGAUUUACCAUUCCCCAUCCUAGGACGAACGAAGAACUCAUUCCUUGGGUUCGAGGCCUCAUCCUUCUCCGAGAAUUGGAAGCCUCAGGUCUUCGUCUUGAUAAACGCUUGAUCUCACAAGCAGUUCGACACCGAAUGGCCAUGCUCUACAGCCAUCCUGUCCUUUCAGCACGGCGUAUGAACCGUAUGUUGCGGCGUCGAAAUCCUUACCCACUACAAACGGUUCUGGAUGACGUGCUCCGUGCCUGGGGCGACCCAACUCUUUUUGAUGGAAUGGAGGAAGAUUGGGAGCGACUGGUGAAUCCACCACGAUCAACUAGAGCCAAGCGACGUGCUCCUGGUAUACGUUUGUCCCUGAAGGGUCUAUGA